AUGCCGACGUCGCCAGUUUUGGGUUUUACGCCAUCCAUUAGGGAUGUAGCCAAUGUCUUCCUAUCCUCCCCAUAUAAACUAAUAUUUGUGAAUUCAGAAAAACGGGGUGAUGUCGACCAUGCGCCUUAUGAGGAAAAAAAGAAAUUGGAAUCUCCAGGUGCAGGUGCGGAACGGGAAGAAGCGACUGUAAGCGUUGUCCAGGCGAAGCCGGAGGGGGAAAAGACGCAGGGGGGGGAGGAAGAGAAGGAGGAAAAAGCGCCCAAAACGGGGGUCGCCACGGAGGAAGUAACCGCGCCAGCGGGGGAAGUAACAGCAACUCAGGAAGUAGUAGCGGCAGCAAAGGAAGCAGCAAAAGUCGAGGAAGUAGUAGCGGCAACAAAGGAAGCAGCAACAGUUGAGAAAGCAGCAACAGUUGAGAAAGCAGCAACAGUUGAGAAAGCAGCAACAGUUGAGAAAGAAGCAACAGUUGAGAAAGCAGCAACAGUUGAGAAAGCAGCAACAGUUGAGAAAGCAGCAACAGUUGAGAAAGCAGCAACAGUUGAGAAAGCAGCAGCAACCGAGGAAGCAGCAGCAACCGAGGAAGCAGCAGCAACCGAGGAAGCAGCAGCAACCGAGGAAGCAGCAGCAACCGAGGAAGCAGCAGCAACCGAGGAAGCAACAACAACAAAGGAAGCAGCAACAACGGAGAAAGCAGCAACAACGGAGGAAGUAGCCGGUCCAGCUGAGGAAGCUGCAACCGGGGAAGCGGCCGCUCCAGCGGGGGAUCCCGCGCGCACGUGGAAAAAGGCCAAGGGAAAGUCGAACGAAAGCGAAACCCAUGUAGUAGGAAGCCCCUUGAAAAAAAAAAAGUACAAGUUCUUCUGGAAACAAAAACCUAAUAAGAAUAAAAGAAAAGGAAAAAAAAAGAAAGAACCAAAGGAUGAGUCCCAAAAAAAAGAAAAGAAGAAAUUCCCCACGACUAUUCUACUACCAGGGGUUGGAGGAAGUACCCUAAUUGCCGAGUACAACAAUGCAGUGAUUCCUAGUUGCAGCAGCAAUACGUUAAAUUCAAAACCGUUUAGAUUAUGGGUUAGUUUAACUAGGCUUUUUUCUAUAACAUCAAAUGUUUACUGUACCUUUGACACCUUGAGGUUGCUCUAUGAUAAUGAGAAAAAAAUUUAUAUGAAUCAACAUGGUGUAAACAUUACGGUGGAAGAUUAUGGGCGCCUUAAGGGCAUUGACUAUUUAGAUUAUAUUAACAAUACUGGUAUAGGGGUAACAAAGUAUUACCAUACUAUAGCUGCUCAAUUUUUGUCCAAGGGGUAUGUUGAUGGGGAAAGUAUCAUAGGUGCACCGUACGACUGGCGUUAUCCCCUGUACCAACAAGAUUACAACCUUUUCAAAAAGACCAUAGAAGCAGCUUAUGAAAGGAGAAACGGAAUGAAGGUAAAUCUAGUAGGCCAUAGUUUAGGAGGCCUAUUUAUAAAUUAUUUCCUAGUGCAUAUAGUUGAUAAAAAAUGGAAACAGAAAUAUUUAAAUUCCAUCCUGUAUAUGAGUUCUCCAUUUAAAGGUACCAUGAAAACGAUUAGAGCUUUGCUGCAUGGAAACCGCGAUUUUGUUUCUUUCAAAAUUACAAAUUUGAUUAAACUUUCCAUAUCAGAAAGUAUGAUGAAGGCCAUUGGGAAUUCAGUAGGUUCCCUGUAUGACCUCAUUCCAUAUAAGGAAUAUUAUGACCAUGAUCAGGUUGUAAUUAUAAUGAAUGUAGAUUCCUCCCCGAUUGAUGAGAAUUACAUGCAGUCUGUUGUGACCUCUUGUGGAAUAUACAACAGAGACUGCUACCUGAACAGAACCGAUGUGAAGCUGAAGGUUUACACCUUAUCAGAUUGGCAUGUGCUUCUAAAGGGUGACUUGAUGGAGAAAUAUAAUAAUCAUAAACAAUACAGGGAGAGGCAUUUUUCCAUGGACCAUGGGGUACCCAUAUAUUGUGUAUAUAGUGCUCUUAAAAAUAAGAGCACCGAUUAUCUGCUGUUCUUUCAGAAGGAAAACCUAAACGAGGAACCUAUUAUUUAUUACGGAAUAGGUGACGGAACUGUGCCCAUCGAAAGUUUAGAAUCGUGCAGCAAUUUUUACAACGCAGUAGAGAAAAAGUACUUUGAGAAUUAUAGCCAUAUUGGCAUUUUGCACAGCACGGACGCUGUCAAUUAUGUGUAUGAUUCCAUGCAGAAGAUAGAGGGAGACCUGGACGAUACGUGGGGGGAUGUUACCACCAAGGUAGCUCAGCAGGAUAGUGUCCAGGGAGAAGCCAAGAUGAAGAUGUCACCCGAAGGAAGUGACGCAGGAGAGCACGACUUGAGCACGGUGCCUCAGCAGGAAAGAGGCAACAAAUAA
Plasmodium vivax (malaria parasite P. vivax) is the source of this 2367-nucleotide messenger RNA. RefSeq names its product phosphatidylcholine-sterol acyltransferase precursor, putative. Lineage: Eukaryota; Apicomplexa; Aconoidasida; Haemosporida; Plasmodiidae. Bases 1 to 2367 code for a protein of 788 amino acids. The record is from RefSeq and is a predicted model, not a curated record. Gene Ontology annotation, biological process: lipid metabolic process. The transcript has a single exon.